CAGAACAUUCAAACUUGAAAUCAUUCAAAAAUUAAUAGGAAACAAAGAAAAUCAGUAUUUCUCACCUGCGAGUAGCCAUGGCGAUGGUUGUAGACUACAAGAACGACUCGUCGUUUCCGUACUGGACUUCUAUUCGCCGUCGUUUUGAGCCCGACUCUCCCUUCUUCACUUCUGGUAACCUGGAGAGAGAACUUCUUGCCAAACAGGUGGCAUUGGAUUUAACUGAAGAUGAAAGGAACCGACUUGAGAAGAUGAUAGAUAAUGCUGCCAGGGGUGUAUGUUGCCUAAUCGUCGGUUGCCGUGCAUGCCUGGCUUCUUUGGAGGACUUUGAAGAUCAUUACAAUGCAUUGCAUACUGCUUCUUGUUCUGUAUGCUCUAGAGUUUAUACAACGUCUCGCUUGCUAAGUAUUCAUGUCUCUGAAGCACAUGAUUCCUUCUUUCAGGCAAAAGUUGCUCGUGGCUAUGCUAUGUAUGAAUGCCUUGUGGAAGGUUGCGGUUUGAAGUUCAAGAGUGACAAGGGUCGGCAACAACAUCUGGUGGACAAGCAUAAAUUCCCGACUUCAUUCGACUUCUUUAAGAAGGCACAUCCAUCCAAGAAAAAGAGGUUGAAGAACCAACAGAAACGUAGAAUGCAUAAGAAAGAUGAAGAAGCUUCCAGCAAGAUGGAAGUAGAAAAUGAAACGAUUGAUGGCCUUGUUUCAGCUGUCUCUAAAUUAAGCACUUCAGACUCCUCUCCUUCGAACAUUAGCUUUGGUCGUCGUAAUGCACGUGGCCUCACAUUUGUUCCUCUAUCCGUCCAGCCACCGCGAGAAAAGAAGUGACUCCACAACUAUAGGGGCAAAGAGACAGAUAGCUUAUUCUUGCAACCGGUAAUGAAAGCACUUACAGUCAAGAUUGGAGUUCAAGUAGGACAGAAAGAUGUUGAAUGCAUGGAUGAUUAAUCUAAGUAGUUGAAAAGCAUAUUCUGGAAA
Molecule: messenger RNA, 971 nt
Organism: Hibiscus syriacus
Lineage: Eukaryota; Viridiplantae; Streptophyta; Magnoliopsida; Malvales; Malvaceae
Product: zinc finger protein 511-like
Exons: 4
Coding region: 78-821 (247 amino acids)
Source: RefSeq, a predicted model, not a curated record